CCUCGUCUCAAGCGUGUGUAACUACAUGUUGAGAUAUCUUGAGGGGAUCUUUGGGAAUGGGUGGUGUGCCCAAACAGAGGAAAUAAGGUCUCUGUUGACUCUGGCAAUCAGAGAGCACAAGCUCUCCCUUUUCCCAAGGACAUGUAUGAGGCUGUAAUAUAGAGGGAAUUUUAUUGGCUACCACUCGGUAAUAACAUUUUAAGGCUGAGAAAAGCAAUGGUAAAUCCUAACAUAUAACUGUCCUACAACUUCUCUGUCAGAAACAAUGAAGGCUUUUUUUUUUUCUUUUUUUUCUUUUUCUCAUAUGACAUAUUAUGAUAUCUAUAACCCUGGUGAGAGUCAUUCUCCCUCAUGUAAUGCAUAUUCUUGAUGCUCAAAUUCUCUCCACAGUGUGCCCCCAUUCUCUCAGGGUUUCGAGUGCAUUAUUUGCAAAAAUGUGUUCUGUCUUUCCAAGCACACAGGCCACACAUGCACGCAUACUCGUACAGGUAACACAAGAGCUGCUCUAUAUGUGCCUGACCGGCGUCGAGUGUUUCAUGCAUGGCCUGCAAAUUCAAUAAGUUCUUUGUAAAUUAGAUUUAAAGGGAUCCACAGCGGGUCGUCUCCUUCCACUGAUAUUAACAUGACAGGGUUGGAGAGAAAGCCGCAUAACGUCAAAAAGCGUGUCUUUCAUUUUGAAGGGUAGAAGACAUCAAAGAGGACUAGCCAGCAUCAGGGAGUAUAACUGGUUCUGUCUUGCUACUGAUAAAGAUGUCGGUGGAGGAUUUAUUUUUUUUCUCUUUCUCAGAACAACAUUAUGAGAAGCUUUGUGUUGGGGAAGAGCUGUAUCGGAAAGGCCCUGAAAUAGCCCAGGGCCACAUUGCUAUUUCAAAAAGCCACAGAGUUCAAUGAAAAUAGAAGAGCCAUUUGCCUCGGCUGCCCAUUUUCUCUCUCAGUAAACUUUUUUUUUUCAUGUAGUCCACUUGAGAACUCGUGGAUUUAUGCUUUUCAAGCAGUUGUCGAAGAAGUGGCUCGGUGUAGCCAAGCACAUCUGGAUUGGAUUGCACACAGUGAGACCAAGUUACUGGGUGACUGGGUGAGUGUUAGUGAGGCCGUGGCCAUGUUCUGGACGCUCAGUUUAUGCUGUUGGCCGACAGUGUUGUAAGUUUAUGUAUUGGAUCUGGCGAGCCUUUCGGUGAGAGAGACCACUUGUUAGAGAGGCCUUUGGCCAAGACAAACAAGUCGGCAGGCAGCUCUAAAUAUGGUCAUAAUUCCCAUUGAGAGAAGUUCAACUCCUUAUAUGAGCAGUUCAGUCCGUACAAGUAUGUGUGUGUGAGACAAAGACACACAGCAGGGAGGAGGAGGGCAAGUAGUAUAUGCACAAGAUUCUCACCACAUGGUCGUACCAGAAGUGUGAAUCAUCUGGGACAGAAGUGACCGCAGGGAUGAACUAAGGCUCGGAUCUAGAUCAGUGAUUCCCAACCAGAGGUACUUCUGCCCCGGAGGGUAUUACAGCAAUUGCCAGGGGAUGCGCUUCUUGCUGAUCUGGAGAACACUGGUUCUCCUCUAGCUCGGUGUCCCGUCCUGCUCACCUCUGACCCUCCUCAAAAUGCUGAUCCUACCACCCAGGACCCUGCCCAGACCCGGCCACCACCACCCGCCUACACCCCACAGCAGACUGUUUCUGCUGCAAUGAAGUCCACCCAGAACUCCAACCCAGACAAAUUAUACAGCACAGUGUGUAAACCGCGCUCUCCCCGCACAGCAGAUCCCCCUCCAGCCUUCUCCUCCUCCUCGCUGCUGGGAGGAGGUCUGAGUGAACUGGACCAUCUGUUACAGGAGCUCAACGCCACCCAGUUCAACAUCACAGAUGAGAUCCUAGCCCAGUUCCCUUCUUCUAAGAAAGAUGAGAGGGACAAGAUUAAGGACAAGGCCACAACCUCCCCCUCCAGCUCUGCGAAGCCUUCAGCAACAUCGGCCACACUGGAACUGGACAAACUGAUGGCUUCUCUGUCUGACUUCAGAGUCCAGAGCACACCAGCUGCGCCUGUCACUCCAGUGGUGACAGCACCGCAGCAGCCCACCACCCCCCCACAGCCCUCAUCUGGCGGCUCGUUGGACAGCAUGCUGGGGCUGCUUCAAUCAGACCUGAGCCGACAAGGAGUUCAAACAUCCUCCAAGGGAAACUGUUCAGCCUGUCAGAAGCCAGUAGUAGGACAGGUGGUGACGGCUCUGGGGAAGGUGUGGCACCCGGAGCACUUUGUGUGCACCGAGUGUGAGACAGAGUUGGGCAGUCGCAACUUCUUUGAGAAGGACGGACGACCAUACUGCGAGUCGGACUACUUCACCCUUUUCUCCCCUCACUGUGCACACUGCAACAAGCCCAUACUAAAUAAAAUGGUCACUGCUCUGGACAAGAACUGGCACCCGGAGUGUUUCUGCUGUGUUAAGUGCAGCCGGGCGUUUGGAGAGGAAGGUUUCCAUGACCGUGAGGGCCAGCAGUACUGUCAGCAGUGCUUCUUGACUCUGUUCGCUUCCCGCUGUCAAGGCUGCAGCCAGCCCAUUCUGGAAAACUACAUCUCAGCUCUCAACUCUCUCUGGCAUCCGCAGUGCUUCGUAUGUAGGGAGUGCUACACCCCCUUCGUUAACGGCAGCUUCUUCGAACAUGAGGGCAAGCCGCUGUGUGAGGCCCACUACCACCAGUCCCGUGGCAGCAUGUGUCAGGCCUGCCAGCAGCCGAUCCUGGGCCGCUGUGUCACCGCCAUGGGGGCCAAAUUCCACCCCCACCACCUCGUGUGUCACUUCUGCCUGAAGCCCCUGAGCAAAGGCUGCUUCAAGGAGCAAGAGAACAAGCCCUACUGCCACCCCUGCUUCAUCAAACUCUUUGGUUGAGGACACAGCAGGACUUUGCCCCCCAUCCUUUGGGACAGAGAAGCUGUAUGACUAUAAGUUCUCAAUUUGUGUUUUUUACGGUGGGAAUGAGGGUGGAGCUGGUCUCUUUCUUGGUUUUUUAUUUGAGUCGAUAGAGGGAUGGGCGGGGGAAAGAGAAUCAUCCAAGCCAACUCAUUUCUGUUUAUGUGACGAAAAGGUGGACUGCAUAUAGACUGGCGGGAUUAAAUAUAACUGUAGGAAUGAUUAGACAGACACAAAACGAUGCCAAAUGAUUUUGUCAUGUAUGUAAGUCUUUUGCAUACUGUAUUGAUUCAAAUUGAAUAUUGAAAAUUGAAUUCUUUUGCCAAAGGUAGAAAGGAAACAGUAUAAUGAGAGUAAAUGUAUUGUUUCAGUGAAGGAUUUAUACUGUUGUUCAAGGAAAUCCCCUUUAAUAUAUUUGCUUUAUAUUUGCAAAAGUAUAAGUGUCACUGCAAUUGCUUUUAUAUAUUGUAUGCUGAAUGCUAUAUAUGUUUUUGUGUAACAAACCAAGCUGUCAUAUGUUUAAAGUCAGAUAUUUUGCAUUAUUCUUUCACUAUUGCUCUAUGCAAUUUGCCAAAAACAAUUCCAAAGAAUUAAAUAAAG
Messenger RNA from Xiphias gladius (swordfish), 3492 nucleotides. Its product is annotated as transforming growth factor beta-1-induced transcript 1 protein-like. NCBI's taxonomy places the organism in Eukaryota, Metazoa, Chordata, Actinopteri, Istiophoriformes, Xiphiidae. The record is from RefSeq and is a predicted model, not a curated record. Bases 1672 to 2871 code for a protein of 399 amino acids. The transcript is spliced from 12 exons.